UCUAUUUUUGGAAUUCCCCAGCUUCUUGUCCGCUCGUGGACUGCGACUCCGAAGAGUAAGCCAUCGCCCCCUCGAUUUGCUUUCUCUGCCAUAGCUCAAACCUUUGAGGUUUCAGUCAUUCAUUCCCAUUGAUUUCUCCCGCAUCCGGGAAACGAAGAAGAUGAGGAGAUCGUCGAGCGCCUGCAUUGUCUCGGAUAAGAGAUCAUUAGCUUCAUCAUCGUCGUCGUCGCAAUCCGCUAUCUUCAGAUCUUCCAGUGUGAGUUCCGGCUUGGAAUCAGAUGUUUUCCUGCCGACGUUCAAUCCGUUCUCUAACGCGGCUGCGAAAAAACGUCGCCAUCUUAAGCUCGCUAGGAUUUUCGUCCAUUUCAUCCCUUUCGUCGUUAUCUUCUGCGCUGUCGUUCUAUGGUUCUUCUCCGAUCCAGGUUCGCAACUCAACUAGGGAUGAGAAACUUACCCAGAUGGUUCUGGACAAUAGUACUGGAAGAAUCCAAUGAAGACGGCUGGAUAAAUUGCCCCCACAUAAUGGCAGUCACAGGAAGGUUGUCGUGCAGCUGUUGUAGUUCUAGAUAAGGCAUUUCUGUUCUCUCUUUACUGUUCUUUUUCCCAUCAUCUUUAUGACUCAACUUAUAAUGCUAUCUUAUAUAGAAUGCUCUAAUUACUAUUUUGACAUUGAUUCUUCUUAUUAGAUUGAAAAUGGGUUAGGCACUUGGGAGUCGGAGAAUGCUUGGGGGAUAACUCUCAGGUGAAAUGCUUUUUCAAUGAAAAUAACUCUUGGUUAAGUGCUUUUAUUACUUUUGGGAUUUUAAAAGCCCUUUUUGACCGGUAGCCAAAUUUUGAAAAACAAUCCUUAGAAUUGUUUUAGAAACACAUAAGG
Molecule: messenger RNA, 874 nt
Organism: Cucurbita pepo subsp. pepo (vegetable marrow)
Lineage: Eukaryota; Viridiplantae; Streptophyta; Magnoliopsida; Cucurbitales; Cucurbitaceae
Source: RefSeq, a predicted model, not a curated record